AUGGCAGCUCAAGUAGACUUGCUCCGGGCCAAAGUGAAAGGAGAACAGGUGAGGGGCAGUCUUGAUAGAUUCAUUAGAGAGAGGAAAAAGAAGAAGAAACGGGACCUGUCGCCAUUAACUGACAAACGGGAGAAGUCUGCGAACGAAGAGAAGAAAGUGAAGCUCCAUCACCACCAUCACAACCUCCAGCACGGCGAGCACCGGACCUACCAGCCGCACCAGCUGCAGCAAAAUCCGAAACCCCACAAGUUCAGCGCAGAUAAGCAUGUCCCGCACAGCCACCACCCCCCCUACCACCACCGCGGUUUUACCAAUGGUACAACACACCUGCAGCCGUGUGUGCCGCCUCCUCAGCUGCGGAAGGUACCUGAGCAGCUGCAGAGGAAGCCAGCGGUGCUCCCCGAGCCACCUGCGCUCUUCACUCUCACAUCUCUCCGAGUGGUCAAGGCCAAGCCCCAGGAUUUCAAAGACAAACAUAGGGAUAAAGAUCUGAAACUGAAGCUCAAGAAGGAAAAUACCGAGGCAAAUGUGAAACACGUGGAACUCAAGAAAAAGAAGGAGCCAAGGCCCCACAACGAGAAUGCCAAGUCUCUCACACUGGAGGAAUAUCUCCUGAAGAAGAGAAAAAAGAAAAAGAAGCACCGCGAGGAUGAGCACGGCACCAAAAAGGUCCGAUACAUGCACAACAAAGCGGUCCAGACUGUGUGUGCAGGGCUUCGGGCAGAUCUCACUCUGCCCGUUCGUGCUGGCAGAGACCCGGUGGACAACCAGCAACCCUACCUACAUGCUCUCAAGCCUGGACUAGUUCCCUUCCUCUCCCACCAAGACCACUACAUCCGCAGCUCCUGCCUGCAGACGGGCACCUGGUGCGGACGCUUCAUGCAUGAGGAAAGGCAAGCCAAUGGCGGGGGAUCGGUUCUACACGUGUAUGCUGAUGAGAUCGCUUGUCUCAGCCCGGCUGAGAUGGAGUGCUUCUCACAGGAGUUUCUGCAGUUGGCCUUUGCUGAGAGGCACAGAGGUGCCGCCUCGUAUGCCUUGGCGGUGGUGCACAGUGCCGCUGCCUUCCUACCUGACUUCCUGGACUACUUUGCCUUCAACUUCCCCAACACACCAGUCAAAAUGGAGAUAAUGGGCAAGAAAGACAUUGAGACCACCACUAUUGCCAACUUUCACACUCAGGUGAACCGGACUUACUGUUCAGGAACAUACCGGUCUGGACCCAUGAGGCAGAUCAGCUUGGUGGGAGCUGUAGAUGAGGAAGUUGGAAACUAUUUCCCAGAGUUCCUGGACAUGCUGGAGGAGUCGCCCUUUCUCAAGAUGACCCUACCGUGGGGAAGCCUCUCCAGUCUGAAGCUGGACUGUCGCUCUCAAAGUGACGAUGGGCCCAUCAUGUGGGUGCGACCAGGAGAACAAAUGGUACCCACUGCUGACAUGCCCAAGUCUCCAUUCAAGAGACGCAGGUCUAUGAAUGAGAUCAAAAAUCUACACUACCUGCCGAGGGCCAGUGAACCCAGAGAGGUUUUGUUUGAGGACCGAACGAAGGCGCAUGCUGACCAUGUGGGCCAGAGCUUCGACUGGCAGAGCACUGCUGCUGUGGGGGUUCUGAAGGCGGUGCACUUUGGAGAAUGGAAUAACUAACCUCGAAUAACCAAAGACGUUGUGUGCUUCAAUGCUGGGGACUUCAAUGAAGUAGUCCACAGGCUGCAGCUGGAUCUGUACGAGCCCCCAGUGUCUCAGUGUGUCCAGUGGGUCGACGAUGCCAAGCUCAACCAGCUGCGGAGGGAGGGCAUCCACUACGUCCGUGUCCAGCUCUGUGACGACGACAUUUACUUCAUCCCACGGAAUGUCAUCCACCAGUUUAAGACCGUGACUGCAGUCUGCAGCCUGGCCUGGCACAUCCGCCUAAAACAGUACCAUCCAGAUGGCAAGGAGGAGGAGGAGGAGGUGGUGGUGAGGGGGCCCGAUGAUCUCAGCUCCAUCUUCGGGCGAUUCUCUUCUUCCUCUCUUGCCAGGCCUGACGGCACCGUCACCGCCUGUGCCCGACCACAGGCAGGCGACAUUCAAGGCGGCGUGGCCAAGACUAAUGCACAAGAGUUCCAGAUGCCAGCAACAGCUCCCCAGGAGCCUCAGCCGGCCCCUCCACAGCCCUCCACAUCUGCUCACGUGGCCCCAACGUACCAGGUUACACACCUUCAAAGAAAAGCCAUCCUUUCAAAAGCUCUCGGCCACACGGCAGAAUUCUCGAAAUGA
Molecule: messenger RNA, 2250 nt
Organism: Pseudoliparis swirei
Lineage: Eukaryota; Metazoa; Chordata; Actinopteri; Perciformes; Liparidae
Product: lysine-specific demethylase 9
Exons: 8
Cellular component (GO): nucleus
Source: RefSeq, a predicted model, not a curated record